This is a messenger RNA of Tympanuchus pallidicinctus (lesser prairie-chicken), 5459 nucleotides long. RefSeq names its product vestigial like family member 3 (gene VGLL3). The record is from RefSeq and is a predicted model, not a curated record. NCBI's taxonomy places the organism in Eukaryota, Metazoa, Chordata, Aves, Galliformes, Phasianidae. Gene Ontology annotation, biological process: regulation of transcription by RNA polymerase II. Gene Ontology annotation, cellular component: nucleus. The transcript has 4 exons. Bases 94 to 987 code for a protein of 297 amino acids.
GGCCCCGCCGCGGCCGCCUCGCGCGGAGGAGGAGGAAGAAGAGGAGGAGGGGGAAGAAGGCGGUGGCGGCGCGGGGCGACCGCGACCGCGGCCAUGAGCUGCUCGGACGUGGCCAUGCAGCAGCCCGGCACGGCGGCGUGCGGCGUGCCCCGCUACGUGGGCCCGCCCGCGAGGGGCUGCCCGCAGAAGAAAUUAGCUGUAUACAACAAGAUGCAGGAGUCUCUGGAAGUGACUCUUCCCAGCAAGCAAGAAGAGGAUGAGAAGGAUCAGCCAGCUGAGAUGGAGUACCUGAACUCUCGCUGCGUCCUUUUCACCUACUUCCAGGGAGACAUUGGUUCAGUAGUGGAUGAACACUUCUCAAGAGCCUUGAGCCAAGCCAGUAGCUUCAACCCAGAAACCGCCCUUACCAAGAGCAAGGCAGGGCUAAGUCCUUUGUGGAGAGAAAACUCAACAAUAUCAAGCCAAAGGAGCAGUUUCCCAACUUCAUUUUGGACCAGCUCUUAUCAGCCUCCCCCACCACCAUGCUUAAGUGGAGUACACCCCGAUUUCCCCAUUACUGCACCAGGCACCUUCCCAACACCAGAUCCCAGCAGCUGGCCAGGACACAGCCUUCAUCAGACUCCACCUCCUCCUCCCCCUGCUGCAACUGAAUCCUGGCAUUAUCCUUUAGCAUCUCAGGUGAGCCCUUCAUAUGCACACAUGCAUGACGUGUACAUGCAUCGCCAUCACCCUCAUCCACACAUGCACCAUCACCAUCCCAGUUCGCACCGCGACCCCCGCUAUGGGUCUCUGCUGAUGCCUUCAGUACGUGCAGCCAGGAUUCCUGCUCCUCAGUGUGACGUGACUAAGACAGAUCCUGCUGCUGUCACCAGCGCUACCUCAGCAUGGGCUGGAGCCUUUCAUGGAACGGUGGACAUUGUGCCAAGUUUUGGGUUUGAUGCAGGUCUACAGCAUCAGGACAAGAGCAAGGAUUCUUCUUGGUUUUGAAGUCCAGAUAUAACUUAAGACCAGCUAGAGCUGGAGUCAGUGCAGCUUGGCGGGUGACAUAACCAUCACUGACUCUUUUGCAUGGGGCAAAGGACACAAGUGAAGAAGAAGAGCCAACCAUUCUCGUUUUGCUAUUGAGCCUUUUAAUUGCAAGGCCACUUAUGGGUCCCACAGUGUUGGAAAAUGAACAACAGAAAAACAAAAUCGCUUUUCUUUCUUUCCUCAUCUGAGCCUGCUGCAGCUGGGCAACCUAACUCCUUUCUGCUCCUUUAACAGUGUUUUGUUUCGUUCAGCUUGAUAUCUUUAUGAACAGUCUCAAAUGUCGGGAAGAAGACUCCCCUGACUGCAGUGCGCCUCCUUUCAGGAAUACAUUAUUUUGUAGCUCUUUGUGCAUCUAUUUUUGUAGAAAUACAGAAAGUUUGGUUAAGGAUUGAUGGGCUAUUUUAGGAUGGCAUAUUUUUUAAAAAAAAAUUGUAAAAAUUGUUAAGUUCUGUUUAAAGAACUUGCUCUCAGAGAAGCACUGGCAAAAAUGUAUAAAAUGCUAUUUUUAGAUGUCUGUGAUGUGUUUGUGCAUUUUGUUUUUGUUUUGUUUUGUUACCUCAAGUGUCUAUCUUUCCCUACUUUUUAAAGAGCUAAACCUUCCUUGUUUCCACAUUGCUAGAUCUUGAUGCUUUUGUCCUUUUGUUCUAGUUUAAGCAAGUAUAAUUCGCACCUAAAGUUUCAGCCAAAUAUUUUUCCUGCUGGUGUUAGAUUCUAGUAAGGGUGUUUUUGUUCUUGUUUCUAAAGAUGGCUUUGUGCUGUGCUGUCAGAAACUUGCAAAUGCCUUUAGCAUGGAUCAUAGGGUUGCAGGAACUGCAUUUCCAACCCAUCCAGUCUUUCAAAAUGGACCAAAUACUUUCACGGAUUUGAAUCAGACUUGAGUUUGGACCUCAUCUGUGAUCCAUGGAGGCUGAUGAAUGCAGUUGUCUAUGAGUUACACUUCAGGCUCUCGUAAUCAUAAUUACCAGAAUAUUGUUAUUUUAACUCAUGAGGCAAGACUUUCAGCUAAGCUAUUUCGAGGGUUUUAACUUGUAACAUGAAUGUUUAGGAAAGAAAUGUCACUUUCAUAAAAAUGCAUGACUUGCAGAAACAAAAUGUUUUCAACUGGCCUGAUCUGUCUGCUGAGGACCUCAUGGGAAAUGCUGAAACAUUCAGCUGCUGUUGACUUCAAAAUCUGGUUGUCUAACCCAAGGUUUCUGGGGGCGUUAUUGAUUCCAGCUACUGCUCUUGAAUUUUGUAAGAAGUUGCACAUGCUCAGCACGCACAAAAGCUGGGCUUUGUCGCUGUCAGGGUAAAAAUCUGAACUGGGAAGUGACAUGGCCAUGUCUAGUCACAGCACAUUGCAAAAUGUAAGAGGAGCCACAUUUCUGGCCUUGGGUCUUGGGUCUGACUUGCUUUCUAAUGACUUCUGUUGAAGCCAAGAACAUGAUCCAAUCUUGAAUAAGGGCUGCAAGGUUGCCCUCAAUAGUCCCACUCCUGUGAUGGCAUUGUCUAGUCCUAGUAACUCCAGCGAGUGACAGUACGUGCUUAGCUGGGCACAGGAUCAGGGUUGCCAAAUCCUGGAUAUUGUUUGGAAAUGUUGCCUUUCUGCUCUGUAUACCUUCAGUGAAGGAGUACACUGGGGAUCCCUCUGUAACAUUUCCCAAGGCUCUCAUAACCUAUUGUAUUUCUGUUACUAUUGUUUUUAGGCAUCCCUGUCAAAAAGACAAACCAUCUACAUGGAAACCAAGACCUAAGCAUAAGACUGAUAUAAGAAACAGUAUAAUUUUAAUUCAGUGAGUACUGUGAAUGUAAGUUUGUCAGGUGGACACCACAUGGAUGUGUGUGUGAAAGGGGAGGGGGAAUGUUGGGAUGUGCCUGCCAGUCUGAAAUUCAGGCCUUCUACCCUUGUACUGCUUUUUCUCUCCAAGCUUUUGAACUUGAUCCUAUGAGGUGUUGAGUUCUCCCUUGACAUAAGAGAGGGCUUGACAUGCUGACAUUGUGGGCAGUAGGAUUAUAUCACAAUUUGAGAAAAUCUUUAAACAUGUACCUUACUGAUUUGAGGUUUCAGGCAGUGUUAAAAUGCUGAAUUGACUACUCUUACAGGUUACUUAAAAAUAAUAGGGCUAGAGUAUCUAUGUUGGGAUGCUAAAUUAAUGCUGUUCUCCCCCUUUUUGCACCUCUUAUCUUUAUAGUCUAUCAAUAUUUCUUCCUUUUAUUGAGUUUCACUCUCGGGAGAGUUCUGUAUAUCAUUGCUGUUCUGGUUGAGCUGGCUCCUAAGUUGGUCAAUGAAUUAGUUACAGAUUGGGAAAACUGCAUGGAAAGGAAGGUAUCAAAAACCUCCAUGAUGUGUUUAUCAGGGCAGAAUCAUUCAGGAAAUAUGAGUUCCUGACGUAAAUUUAAAAUUAGGAAUUCUUACAGUAUUAGAGAUACUGAGGAAAAAAAAUCCAAGUAUUUUCUUUUUUUUCCUCCCAGUCUUGGUAAAGCUGGAAGGCAGAGGCAAAAUUUCACAAGGGAAACAAUGAGGAAAGUUGUAAUUUAGCUCUUUGAACAUCAGAGUUGGAGGGUUUAGGGCAGAAGAGAGCAAAGCAGUAUUUCUUUUCGAGAUGUGAUAUGUUUGACUUCCUGAAACAGUUUAGUUAACGUCUAAGAAGAGCAGUCACUUCAUUGCCUUCCUCUUUGCAAGUUUGAAUGAUGAAGGAUCUCCUCCUGCUGCCUGUAGUUGUCAAAGAGGAUUGGGACAGGAACAGUCAAGCCAGGAGUUUGCACUGGAAUUUCUUUCUUGACUAUUUUGUUGAGUUAAUGGGUAGAGGACAUGGAUAUGUGGUGAAUCUGUUGCCACUUUCCUCAGGGACUGCUGUCAUGUGCUUCGUUUCCCCAGCUGAACUUGUGAAUGUUCUUACAGAACUUGUGUUACUCUGCAGGCUUUAGGAGACAAGUGCCAAUAAAAACCUGCUAUCGUCUGUAGCUGUUCACACACCAGUCGGCCAGCUUUGGAAGACACAUAGGUUCAGUUUUUUUUCCGCAGUAACAAACAGUCCCCGUACUAACAACUGAGUGGAAAGUAAAAGCCUGAGUACGUAGCAGUAGCCCUGCUUCUAUUCUCUGAUUUGAAGGAUUGGAAAGAAGAAAAAUAUAUUCUUCUCUGUGACAAGUUUUUAAGUUAAAUUGAGUAGAUUUACUUCUCUCUCACACAUGCGUCUAUGCACGCACAUUUAUACUCACAGAAAUGUGCUUAUGAGAAGCAGAUGCUAUGCUAAUACUGCUCUUGAAAGGGGAGAGGAGUGCUUGCUUGCAGUGUUGCACUUAUGGCACAUUGAUGGCAGUGAGAAAGAAAAGGGAAUACUAAGGCUGCUCAUGCUUCCACAGAUAGGAUAAAGGACUCUUAAAAUCAGGUUACGGGCAAGUUAUGUGUCUUAAUGUGUUACUAAAGGAGUUUCAUUUCUGUGUGUGGUGGAUUCUAAUGCUGUCCCAAGAAAGCGGAUGAUUCAUUUUCUGAGGUCUUAUAAAAACACGAUGUACUCUGUCACUUUUUCUGGGAGAACAUAGGGAAAUUAUUGUUUUAUUUCAAGAAAACCUAAACAUUAAAGUCCUUACAGUUAUCCAGGAUUUUAUUUUGUUCCUGGUAAUGUUGAGAAAUCUGCUCUCAGUUUUUGUGUCUUGUUUGCUUGAAGGCAGGGGAUGUUCAACCUGACUACCAGAUUUUGGAAAGCAGAUUCCCAUUUUGUUUCAGCUGGGGCAUUUCCAUCCUAAAAAGAUGAUGCAAUACUACUAACCACCCAGCAGAUUUUAUUUCUGGAGAGCUGGAUAAUCCAUGCUUGAUGACAGUAAAAUGCACUUUUUUAUGAUUCUUCUACUCACGAGAUACACAAAUUUGCUCAUCAGCUUUUCUGGUUCCUCUUUUGUAGUAUGAAGUGUUCAGUGAUUGUCAAGAUUCUCUCAAUAUUCUGUUUCUCCUGCCUUGAAACAUGCUUUUGAGGAUUAACUUCCCAUCACAGCUUUCAGGGAGGCGGGUUGUACACCUCUUGAGAGCAGAGGCUGUAUGAGGGGAGCAUUAUAUUUUCCCCACUGUGCUUAUGAUCAUUCACCUUGGCAUGCACCCACCCUUUCUGCUUCCAAUCAAUCAUGUAUGUCUUGCUCUUCUUCUCCUACAUUUCUUUAUGUAUGUGCAUAUAUUUGUAUACAUAUGUAUAUAUAUAUGUAUAUGCACACACACGUUGUUAUACCUAGUACCUUCUUCCCUCCAUUCCUCCCUCAUGCUUUGAAUGCGCAUUCUUUGGAAAUAAACUGAAUGACAUUACUAAAUCUCAUCUGACUGUAAAAAAACAAAACAAAAAAAAAAAAACAGUAGGUAUUUUAUUGCAUUCUCCGUAACCUCAGGACUGAAUGGAAUUUUUCCACACUUAAUAAAUAAAUAAAUAAAUAAAAUUAAGAAAGGAAAGGAAAAAAAAAAA